Thecamonas trahens ATCC 50062 is the source of this 6070-nucleotide messenger RNA. RefSeq lists its product as uncharacterized. Gene Ontology annotation, cellular component: transcription preinitiation complex; nucleotide-excision repair factor 3 complex; transcription factor TFIIH holo complex. NCBI's taxonomy places the organism in Eukaryota, Apusomonadida, Apusomonadidae. The coding region runs from base 27 to 6014 and encodes 1995 amino acids. Gene Ontology annotation, biological process: transcription initiation at RNA polymerase II promoter; nucleotide-excision repair. The transcript has 5 exons. Gene Ontology annotation, molecular function: ATP binding; hydrolase activity; 3'-5' DNA helicase activity. The record is from RefSeq and is a predicted model, not a curated record.
ACGCUCCGCCGUAAGACGCACGGCCAAUGGAGGCCUUUGCCGAGGCAACAGGAGUACAGUCGCCUUCGGCGGCGACUGUCAAGCAGCUGCGUAGCUUUCUGGAAAGCCAGGGUGCUGAGCUCAAGUCGAGGAUGCGCAAGGCCGAGCUGGUAGCCAUGGCGACUACGCUGGUAGAGGCCGGGGAGGAGGCCGAGUCAAGGGAGGAGGCCGAGACUGGGGCUGUUGUCGGGGUUGAGGCUGUGACUGCGAUCAAGGCCGAAGCUGCUGGUGAGUGGAGCGCGGCGCAGAUCCGAGCAGCGGCAACGCGGACAACGUCGGUGGUGCUGGCGGUGUGGGCGUACAUCGUGGUGUACUCGCUGGUGGUGAGCGCGAUCACCGAGGCCCCGUGGUGGGCCAUGGUGGCAUACUACGCCAUCGGAAUGGGCUUCCUGUACAACAUGCACUGGUUAGUCCAUCAGCCGUGGGCUUGGCCCAUCUACACUGCACACGCCUAUCACCAUGAGGUCGAGUGUCCACCGACAGCGUUCUUGGCCGGGGCCGAGGGCUCGUGGUUGGAGCGUGUGGCGCUGACCUCUGGCGGGCUGGCCAUCAUCGCUGCAACCGUUGUGCUGCUCGGUGUUCCGGUCGGCGUCGCUGUUGGUGCCCUCGGACUGUAUGCCUGGAUGGGCGCGCUCGGCUCGUACAUGCAUGGCGCGUUCCACACUCGCGAUCACUGGCUGGAGAAGCACGACUGGUUCCGCGUCCUCCGUGCCAUGCACUACAUCCACCACGUCGGCGACCGGCCCGGCUACGGCAUUGACGUCGACGUCCUCACCCAGCCGCGCAUGGCCGAGGCCUGUGCGCCGCUUACUCCCGACUCGCUUGUCCUUGUCUCGCACUAUGCACAGGUCCCACCGCCGGAUGGGUUUCUGGCUUUGGCGCCAGUGACGCGCUCCCACAUUGCGGCUGCGGCGCAGGUCGGGCCGCUCAUUGCAUACUCGCUGUCAAUGGAGAUCCCGCUGCCGCUACCCGGCCCGGCCGGUGGCUUUCCGGACACGCAGCAGCGUAUGGAGUGGGCUGUCAGCCGCGGGUUUGGCGCGCUCCUCGUCCGCCUCUCGCUCUCGGUGGCGCUCGCGCUCACGUGGAUCAUCUCGCACAACAUGCUCACCUCGAUGUCGGUCACCGUCGAGCCCAAGCAGGCGGCAUCGUUCGCCAUCGGCGACACCCUGCACGAGAUCACCUAUCUCUGGCACCACUACCUCGCAGCCUAUCCCGAGACAGCCGCGGCUAUCAUCCUGGGCCUCGACGCUCUCAUCGACAUUCUGGUCUUCUCCAUCAUUGUUGUUGCCGUCAUGGGUCCGACCAUGCGACCAGUCUUUUCCGGAUACGCCUCGGUUGUUCUCCGCCAGAUCGCUCAGCUCCUCUGCGAGCUUCCGGCCCCCUCGUCGUCGCUGUGGACGCCGUCGGCGUCGAGCCCGCUCCUCUUCCACGCCUACGCCACUAAUGUGGACUUUUUCUUCUCCAUGUACCCCGCCAUCGCCGUCGUCGCCUCGGUCGAGCUCCUCCGUAUCCUUCCCCGGGGGGCGGCCAUCCAGACCACGCUGACCACCUGUGGCGCCAUCGUCCUCGUCGCCGGCAUUUCGAUCCUCAUCGCCAUCCUCCGCAUGGACUGGACGCUCUCGCUCUUCACGGGCGUCCUCGCCGGUGCCUUUGCCGUCCUCGUCGGCGCUCGUCCAGCCCACUGUGGGCCGCCGGCAAGCGAGCUGCUGAGGCUGAAGUCGAGCCUUAAGCGGACGGUGGCCGGCAUCCACGCUCGGGCGGUGGCGCGCGCCCGGGCGGCGGGAUCGAACGCUGUCUUUCCACCCACGGCCACCCUUGCACCCGAACCGCAUGCGGUGUUGGAUCCGAUGACAGCAGCAGCAGAGGAUGGCGCGGUGCUGGCCAGCAAGUUGGCGGUCGAUGCCGAUGGGCCCAGGCUGAGCAUCGCGACGUACAACCUGUGGAACACCAAUCCACCGUGGGAGGCGCGCGCCAAAGCCAUGGCGGCAAUGCUCAACGCGCUCGCUCCGCAAGUCCUUGCUCUGCAAGAAGUACGCAUUCUGCCCGACGGUGGCAAUCAAGCCGACGCACUCAUCGCCAUGCUCCAGCCGCAGUACUCGGUUGUUUAUGCCCGGGUCCUCGGCACACCGGGCUCGGCUGAUGAGGAAGGCAUCGCGCUCGCCACCACACUCGACAUUGUCUCGUCGGCGGAGCAUCCGCUGCCGCCGAUGACAGGCAACGCUGUGCGCAUGCUGCUUCACGUGAGGCUUCGGCUGCCUGGUAGCGGCGACGACGACGACGACAGCAAUCUCCUCGACGUCUUUGCCACUCACUGGCCAGUCUACGACUAUGAGCAGUGCAACACGGCGCUGCAGGUUGCCGCCAUUGCCCGCAAGGUGUGGGCCUCAAACGGCGGGCGCAUCGCACAGAUCGUUCUCGGCGACUUUAACGCAUACUUUGAUUUUGACGAGCCGAUGCGCAUCCUGACCGAGCCGAGCUCACCGUUUGUGGCUGCGCUUGCCGGCGACGCGCUACCAAGCGAUCGCCCGUUUGUGGACGUCUUUGACGUGCUGCAUCCGGCCCACCCGCCGCGUGCGCCACCCGAUGUCGGCGCCGACGGCAAGCUGCCCGAGCGGUGGUGGGGCGCACCCGAAGUUCCUGUCGGCACCACCUUUUCCAACUUUGCUGACCAUCGCAUACAGGACUCAUCACGGCCCGACCGUAUCCUUGCCCGGGGCGAUGGCCUCCAGCCGCGCUCCGUCCACACCUUUGGCGGCGAGCCGCUCGCCGAGCUCUUUGCCGGCUACCCGAUGUUCCCGUCCGACCAUCGAGGCUCCAAGCGAACCAAGCCGCUCAAGGUCAAGCUCAAGAUGUCAGAGCCUUCCCCAAUGCCUCAGAUUAGGAUCAAGAUGGGUGGGCCCAAGUCGCCGGACGCGUCCGAGUCGAUGGACGACGACUCCGAGUGGGACGGGUCGGACGUCGACACGGCACCGCGGAAGCGCAAGCGCAAGAACAAGUCCAAGGCCAAGGCCAAAGCCAAGGCCAAGACACGGAGUCAGCGCAAGAAGAAAAAGAAGAAGAAGAAGAAGAAGAAGAACAAGUCGCGUCGUCGUGCGGCAUCGUCCGACUCGGGCUACGAGUCGUCGUACACACCAUCGUCAGGCCCGUCGUCAGAGGGGUGCUCGUCGUACUCAGCCGUGUCAGACUCGCUCUCGCUACCGUCGGUCGAGUCGUCGGAGGGCUCGCGCGAAACCAAAAAGGCACGGCGGCGUGCCAAGGCGCGGAUGUCUGCGGCGAAGCUGAAGGGCGAGGGCGUGAGCAAGGAGCCAAAGAAGCCAAAGCGCAAGCCAGGCAAAGGCAAGCGGUCUCGGAAGAGGGGCGCGGCUGGUGAUGGGGACUACGAGCAAGCACCAGAUCAGCCGGCGGUGUUUGGAGUCCAGCAGGCCGGGACCGGGACCAUCAUCCGCGACUGCUCGAAUCUCAAGCUCAAGCCCGACUCUGCCACCCGUCCGAUCUGGAUCACCGACGACGGUCACAUCUUUCUCGAGUCGUUCUCGCCGCUGUACCAGAUUGCGUGCGACUUUCUUGUGGCGGUAGCAGAGCCAGUCUGCCGCGCGCGGCUCAUCCAAGAGUACAAGCUCGGGCGGUUCUCGCUCUACGCCGCCAUUUCGGUCGGUCUUGAUGCCGACAAGAUCAUCAAGGUCUUGGACAAGCUCUCCAAGGUCACCAUUCCGCAGCAGGUCAUUAACGAUGUCCGCACAGCAGUGGCCAACUACGGCAAGACCAAGAUUGUGCUCCGGCAGUCGCGAUACUACCUCGAAACGACGACGCGCGACGUGCUCGAGUUUCUGUUGACCGACCCGGAGCUCGCCGACACGAUUGUAGUCCCGUCGCGGGACGACGAGGCCGGCGGGAGCGGUGGCAGUGGCGAGGUGCCUGCCGACGCGGCGGUGACUGGCGCGACCAUGUCGUAUGCCGAUGCCAUCAUGGCCAUGGCCACCGGCAAGUCUGCGGCGGCGGUGGCGGCAGCAGCCAAGACAACGAGCAACUCGGGCCGCAGCCUUGCGGACCGAGUCAUUCAGCGGUAUGUGCCCGGGGCAAGCGAGACGCGAGCCGGGCUCGACGACGUGCUCCGAGGCACGCAGACGCACAUGCAGCGCGAAGGCGACGGCGGCGAGCUAGCGGCAUUGGCGAGUGGCGACGGGCGCGAGGCCGACGACGACGACGAUGGGCUGGACGUGUUUGGCGCGGCAUACGCCGACGCACACGAGCGGUUCUUUGUGGAGUUUAUUCCCAACCAGGUGAGCAAGGUGAGGAUGCGAGCAACCAAGCUCGACUUUCCGGUCCUCGCCGAGUACGACUUUCGUAACGACGACGCCAACGCCUCGCUCGACGUCCACCUCAAGCCGAUGACCUCGAUUCGGCCGUACCAGGAGAAGGCGCUGCGCAAGAUGUUUGGCAACGGGCGCGCGCGGUCGGGAAUCAUUGUCCUGCCGUGCGGCGCCGGCAAGACGCUGGUGGGGAUCACAGCGUGCACGACGAUCAAAAAGUCAUGCAUCGUCAUGUGCACCUCCGAAGUGGCGGUCGAGCAGUGGAAGCGCCAGUUCCAGUUGUGGUGCCAGAUUGAUGAGUCGUGCAUCAUGCGGUUUACCAAGGACUCGAAGGACUUUGACGAGGUGCUCGCCACCCGCGACUACAAGCGACCGAUUAUUGUCAUCUCGACCUACACCAUGAUUGGGUACGCCGGCAAGCGGGCAAACAAGUCGAAGAAGGUCAUGGACUACAUCCGGGCCCGCGAGUGGGGCCUGCUUGUCCUCGACGAGGUCCAGGUUGCGCCAGCGGACAACUUUUCGCGGUGCUGCAAGGACCUGCAGUCGCACUGUAAGCUCGGGCUGACAGCGACGCUCGUCCGCGAGGACGAUCGCAUCAAGGACCUCAACUACCUCAUCGGGCCGAAGUUGUACGAGGCCAACUGGCUGGACCUGCAGGACGCCGGGUACAUUGCACGGGUGCAGUGCGCCGAGGUGUGGUGUCAGAUGACUCCGGCAUUCUACCGCGAGUAUCUGCGGGCCGAGGAGAAGCGGCGCAAGCUGCUCUACGUCAUGAAUCCGAACAAGUUCCUCGCCACCGAGUUUCUCAUCCGCUACCACGAGCGGCGCGGCGACAAGAUCCUGGUCUUCUCGGACAACCUCUUUGCCCUGGAGCAGUACUCGGAGCUCCUACAGAAGCCGCUCAUCUGCGGCGCCACGCCGGCGGCGGAGCGGCUGCAAAUCUUGUACCAGUUUCAGCACAACCCGGCGCUCAACGUGGUGUGCAUCUCCAAGGUUGGCGACAACUCGAUCGACCUUCCGGGUGCGUCGGUGGUCAUCCAGGUCGCGGCCCACUACGGCUCACGGCGGCAGGAGGCGCAGCGGCUCGGGCGCAUUCUCCGGGCCAAGGUCAACACCGACGGCGGCUUCAACGCCUUCUUCUACUCGGUUGUCUCCAAGGACACUCAGGAGAUGGCUUACUCGUCGAAGCGGCAGCAGUUUCUAGUCAACCAGGGCUACUCGUUCAAGGUCAUCUCGCACCUCCCGCACACCACGCCCGAGCCGGGCUCGAUGGUCGAGGUCCUGAUGCGCAAGGAGACCCAGGACCGGCUGCUCACUAACGUCUUGCACGCCUCGAUCGAGGCUGGCGAGACCGAGCGCGACUACGACGACGCCGACUACCUCAACAGGGCCACUGGCGCCGCCACCCGCGUCGUCUCCUCGAUGGACGCCAUCGGCUCGACCGGCUCGGGCCUCGUGUACUCGAUCUUCAACCCGGUCGCUCGCCGUGCCAAGCCCAAGCGCAAGCCCAAGGCCCGCCGUGGCCGUGCUGACCUCCCGCAGGGCUCGCUCUUCAAAAAGUUCUUCCAGCCCAAGGUGCGGUCCAAGGAGGAGAAGGAGGCUGCUGCCCAAGCGCUCCGCGAGCAGCGACUCAAGUCCAAGUUCAUGCCGGCUACGCUGAUGUAGACGGCUUGCAAGGAAAACAAACACGAUGCCAUGGAACACACAUGAACACUCUUGCG